AUGUACGACCGCGUCAAGCACCUCCCCGAGUACAAGGCCUGGGUGGCUGGUGGUGGUUUGGCGCGAUUCGCCAAUGAACAAGAUCUGGAAACAGAUUUUGUAGAUCACAUAUUCCGCACCAGCCCCCAGGUCCAGAUAGCGUACGAUAGAAUCCUCCGAACAAUGCCCAGCGUAUUGCAGGAGAUGACGCGGGAUAUGAGGCCAGAGCCGACGACCUACAGCCAGGCAACCGCACUCCAAGCAAUAAACGAUUACGAGCAAGGCAGCGGUUCGGCUGCAACCUCGGAGGACGAUGAUGACAGCGGCGAGAAGACGAGCAACCCUGAGCACAGAAUCGAGAAGGAACCCGCAAGCAAGCAAGCUAGCGACGUUGUGACAACCCUACAAUUACCACACUCGAGCCAUCCCAAGAAUUCCGUCAACAGAUCCCAACCAUCCAAUCCACCGCCAAAAUGCCACACCCAAGCCUCGAAUACACCACCGUCCAACCCCCCUCAUCCACCUACCCCCAAAACGCCACCCGCAACAACACCUCCGGCACCGACGCCUCCGUGCUCGACCGCCUCAAGAUCCGCGAAAUCUGCGAAAGGCUGGGGCACGUACCGCGACGCCGCCGAGUGGCAAAACUACUCUUCCAUGUUCCACCCCGGCGCCUACAUAACCACAUCAUGGACACAAGGCUGCCUCGAAGACUUCAUCGCAUCUUCAAAAGAAGGGUAUGAGAAACAGACGCCACAUGGCCCGUUCCCGUACAUUCUGCAUCGCAUCUGUGGCCAGACUGUCGAUGUACAAGGCGACAGAGCGAUAAGUAAAAUGAAAGUCACGAUUACGUGUCGCAUCAUGCUUGACGGCAUCGAAAUGGACAAUGAAGCCGACACCCGCUUCUUCUUUUUCUUGUCCAAGAACGCGCAGGGCAAAUGGGGUGUCAAUUUCAUGACGUUGCUGUUUGAUAAGGAUAAGAUGGUUCUUGUGGUGCCGGGCAAGGCGUUCGAUGUACCAGAGGAAGAGGUCAAGCAGUAUCCGAGUGGGUAUCGGUAUCUGGCUUGGGCGGAGAGUAAGGCGGGGAGGCCGCCGAAGAUGGAUUUGAAUGCGCAUGGGCCCGAGCGGGAUGUGCUGUAUGGGAAGUGCAAGGUGUGGCUGGAAGGUGGGGAUGUUAGGCCGAAUCUUACGGGGGAGGAUUUGGGGGAGUGGUAG
Alternaria hordeiaustralica is the source of this 1194-nucleotide messenger RNA. RefSeq lists its product as uncharacterized. The record is from RefSeq and is a predicted model, not a curated record. NCBI's taxonomy places the organism in Eukaryota, Fungi, Ascomycota, Dothideomycetes, Pleosporales, Pleosporaceae. The transcript has 2 exons. The coding region runs from base 1 to 1194 and encodes 397 amino acids.